AUGGCGGAGCAAGCUGGAAUAGGACUGGGAUGCGGUGUUCUGUUUGCUGUAAUAGUAGCUUCUUCAGUGAUGUGUUUCAAAAAGAGAAGACUUCCAAAGACAUCGGAUAAAGGAAGGUACAGUAUACAGGGCUAUCCUAAAGAUACCACCAGUAACAGAAGACAAAAGGUACUGGCAAAACUAAAAGGGACGACUGUAAAAUCUAAGAAAAGCAAUGCAACUGAACAGAUAGUAGCAGCAAAGACAUUACACGAUACAGCAGAUUUAAAUGAAAAGCAAGAAUUCCUAAAGGAAAUCGAUCUAAUGAAGAAACUAGGUUGCUAUCAAAAUAUCGUCAACUUUCUGGGCUGUUGUACCACGAGUGAGCCAAACUUUCUCGUAGUUGAGUUCUUACCAAAGGGAGAUUUACUGAAAUACUUGAGGACGAACAGACAUAAGAUCAGCGGUUUUGAAGGUAAAGAAACAGCCCCUGCGUACUUGCACACAAAGAGUCUUUUAUCUCAGCAAGAGCCUCAAUACACAAACAGCCUGGCGUCGCUCCAGGAAGCUGACAUUUUAUCUCCAGCAACAGAACAAGAGAAAAAGCUGGCGAUAGAUGAUGUUUUGACUCCAAAAGAUGUCUUAUCGUUUUCCUUUCAAAUAGCAGCAGGAAUGGAAUAUCUAUCAAGCAAAGGAUUCGUUCAUCGUGAUCUUGCCGCUCGUAAUAUUCUAGUGGCUGACAACAAACAAGUCAAAGUGUCAGAUUUUGGACUGACACGUGACCUUUACGAGGAGAGCGCCUACAAUGCUCGAGUACAGCGGAAACUACCAAUCAAAUGGAUGUCACCAGAAGCGCUAUACGACCAGGUUUUUACUACUGAGAGUGACGUUUGGUCCUACGGAGUGGUGUUAUGGGAGAUAUCAACUUUAGGAGGUGCUCCGUACCCUUCUAUGUCUACACGUGAGCUGUAUCGAGAGGUACGCCGUGGCUACAGAAUGGAAAAGCCUGACAUGUGUUCUGAUGAAAUGUACAAAACCAUGAUGCAAUGUUGGCAGGAAAACCCGAAAGAGCGUCCAAAGUUUACUGAACUUCGUCAACGAUUUGAAGAGCUUCUACAGGAAGAUAGUCCAUACGUAGACUUCAGCAAUCUGGACCAUAACAAAGACUAUUAUCUGGUACCUUCUUUUAACAGCGCUGGUGACGAUGAAGACGGCUCGGCAUGUUCAUUUUAUUUAUAA
Messenger RNA from Actinia tenebrosa (Australian red waratah sea anemone), 1218 nucleotides. Its product is annotated as tyrosine-protein kinase receptor torso-like. Lineage: Eukaryota; Metazoa; Cnidaria; Anthozoa; Actiniaria; Actiniidae. The record is from RefSeq and is a predicted model, not a curated record. Gene Ontology annotation, molecular function: transmembrane receptor protein tyrosine kinase activity; ATP binding. Gene Ontology annotation, cellular component: plasma membrane; signaling receptor complex. Gene Ontology annotation, biological process: multicellular organism development; positive regulation of kinase activity; cell surface receptor protein tyrosine kinase signaling pathway.